CCGUGUCUUCUAGCUACUGCAUGGAACAGAGGGGGCUCGAGCUUUGCCUUGACUACUUGACAGCUAAAGGGUUGGUCGUCAGCACACUGGUCACUGACAGGCACUCACAGGUGAAAACCUUUCUGAGGGACAAGCACCCGAGUACCAGCCAUCGUUUUGAUGUGUGGCACGUUGCAAAAGGCAUCAAGAAAAAGAUCGCUGCAGCAUCACAAUCUAAGAAGCACCAAGUUCUUCGACUGUGGUGCGAAAGCAUAAUCCGCCACCUAUAUUGGUGUGCGCGCACCAGUGACAGUGGCGAUCUUUUGCUUGCUAAGUGGACGACGAUCAUGCGGCACGUCAUCAAUGUACACACCCACCCAAAUAGCCUGCACCCUGCCUGCUUCCAUGGUGAUUUGGGCGAACGAAGAUGGCUUGAGGAAGGGACGGAGACCUACAAGAAGCUCCACGACAUUCUGUUGGCAAAGCUCCUGCUGAAAGACAUUCCCCAGCUCUCAUCAGCGCAGCAGACAUUUGGUUUGGAAACAUUCCAUGCUGUCCUGAUCCACUUUGCGCCUAAAUCGUACAGCUUUUCGGAUCAAGGGAUGGUUGCAAGGACUGCUCUGGCAGCACUCCACUAUAAUGCCAAUGCAGAUCGUGUUGCCCUUCUCAGAGAUGGUGCUGUGAAGCACCGGCUGAAGCCAUCAAAGGUGCGGAAAGGGUGGAUCGCUGUUCCUGUGAAGGAGGAUGCCACAUACAGCUAUGUCAGUGACCUGAAGUCUGCUGUUUUUGACCGCAUCGCUCGCUACCCAUCCUUCAAAAAAGCAAGAGAUGCUCUGGUAGAGGUGUCACUGCCUACCAGAAGCAGCAGCUAUGGGGACAGGCCAGAGAUGAGAGCUGUGUUGGAGUCACAGUACAGCAGGUUUUAGAGGACAAUUGUUUAGCUGUACUC
Messenger RNA from Ornithodoros turicata, 928 nucleotides. RefSeq lists its product as uncharacterized. The transcript has 5 exons. The coding region runs from base 21 to 905 and encodes 294 amino acids. Lineage: Eukaryota; Metazoa; Arthropoda; Arachnida; Ixodida; Argasidae. The record is from RefSeq and is a predicted model, not a curated record.